AUACUGAAUAUGCCCAUUUUUAUAGUGUACUUGCCACAGUAAUAAAACUUAUGUAUGAAUUCGUACAAAGUAGUAAGUUAUAAAGUGGACCUAUCGCGAACAUCGAAAAUCGAAAUCUGCCUUUCUAUCGCUCUAGCACAUUUUCACUAUCUUUGUUUUGUAUUUCUUUUGUUUUAAAUUAUUUAUUUGACUUUGUCAGUUUAUACUUUACUACUUUUACUCUAGAGUUAAAUUUUAAUGAUAUUGAACUCUUCCCUAACUGAAAAAGUAUAAAAAUAAUGUUUCGGAAGAAUAAGGCCAAAAAUUAGCUCAAAAAAUAUAUAAGGUUCAAUUAUAGCGAUUGUCGCCGUGCCAAGGCUAGAACUAGUCAAAAUCUAAACUGUAAUAGCUUGGAAUUGGUAUUUAAUUACAUUAUAUUGCACUAGCUUACCUAUAUAUUAAAAAAUAGACAUAGAUAUAAUGUUUAACGUUUAUGGAACUGUGAUAAAAAGUGAAAUUAUUAGAAAUAAAUUGUCAAAAAAUGGUAUUUUAAAUGUGUAUUAUUUAUUGAAGAUUAUGUUAAACAUUUGUAAAUUGAUAAAUGAUAACAUGCGUGUUUGCUUCCGUUAAUUAUUAAGUUUGUGCAAAUUUGAUAGCCACGAAAAAGAGGGCAUUUUAAAAAUAUGUAUGUUAUAAUAUAAUUUGAAUUGUGAUCAUACAAUUUUUCUUCUGUAACCCGUGACCUAUAAGUAUUUUUGACAUAUUUACCGUACUGCGCAGUAUAUUGUCUUACAAAAACGACGAAGCGCUUUGAGAAAAGGUAGGUAAGUAGUGCCCUUGCACUUCGCUUGGCUCGUCUUGGCAGGGGCACUACCGUGCCCCAAGAUUGUAUCUGUAUAAAUAGGUAUCUAUCUAUCUAAAGAACUCUUAAGUAGAUGUUUUUUUUUAAAUGUGCAUUUAUAGUGCCUUUAAUCGCUUAAUGAACAAACAACUCUAUUUAAGUUACCAGCACGCGAUUAUUGCGUGCGAUCGCUCAUAUCAAUUACCCCACGCUGCGAUAUACAAGAUUCUUAACAUGUACCUAGUCAAUGAAACGUAAAGGUCUUGGCUCAUCGCCGCAACAUUAAUGAGAUGCGGUAUUUAGUAUCAAACCUAUAAUUACGAACGUAGGAAGUAAAUGAGUGCAACCAAAUCGCUUAUUUAAAUUAACACAUUUACUGCCAGACAACCCACCAGGCGGAUUUUUGCUAUAGGUGAUUAACAUUUGCUUUGGGUUUCCAAAAGUAAAGACCACCAUUGGCGAGAGAAUAAAAUACAAAUACUUAUUCUUAAAUAAUACAGACAUCAACACGAGUAACCGUAUUUUCUGCGGAUGUAGGUAAUAAGAGGGUAAAAUAUGGUUUCACUCCCAAAAACGCAUUUAUAGAAUAAUACCUACUCAUAGGGUUCUAAACCAGAGGCUGGUUUUAGAAUUUAUUUUGACUGCGUAUAACAAUACCUACCUUAUUGAAGCAGAAUAUAUGGAAAGCAUAAUAAUAGAGGUCAGUGAAUAAUAGUAUUUUUCAUAUAGGCAGGAUGUCAGGUGUCAUCUUCAUGUAAUUUGUGACCUAAAAACGCAAUGCGCAUCGGAGCCAUCAAGUUUGAAAAAUACUGAAAUAAACGCGAUACUAAGUGAAAAUUGGUAGAUGUAUGUAUGAAUCUGAUUUAUGGUGAAUGCUACGUGCUUACUUACUAGUUCGUGCGUGUAAUCGUCAUGAAAUCGAUGCAUUCAUUUCAAAAGAAAAUUAUAACAAGCCAUCAAUCAAAUGUAGGUAUAACGUAAGCUUUAAUCCGCCUCGUUAAAAUGGCAAACAUAGUAAUAGUUUCACGUAUAUAGGUCGCUGUAAUCAUGACUGUCGCGUUGCUUCACUGACAAAUUCACUAGCUACACUUAUGUACAUAAAUAUACCAAUGCAUGAUAGGUAUUGAAACAUCCGUUCCAGAUUAUGCAAGGUAAUAAAAGUGAAGAAAAUUCAAUUUUCAGCUCAUUCACGCGUUAUAAUAGACGAGUUAAGUUGUCUUAAGUAGUAGCUGAUCGGUAUAGGAUGUGUUUAAAGGUAUAUCUAGUAGCAAAGCGAACGAAAAAUGCACUGUGAAAAUGGAACAAGUUUAAUUUUUUUAUAUACAUCCAUCGAGAUAGGUACUGGUGUUAUAUUGCUCACUCAGCCUAAUAUUAGAAUAUUCUUGGGGAGUUGAAGAAUCCACGCCAAAAAAGGGAGCACAUCUCGAAGCAGUUAUUGCGCCGUCCGAUAAUUCCUCCGAAGUUGACUUGAACGAAGACUCUUCGAUCUGGCAGUUCUGGCGGCCUUGGAAAUUAUGGAACUGGGGUCGCAAUUUGAUGAACGAAGAAUAUCAUGAAAAUGCGAAGAGCAGUUUUGGAUACGGCAGACACGGGAUGUUCCAUCGAGAUCAAAAAAGAUCUAAGAUUAAAAACAAAAUAAAAUUCCUUGUUAAAAUACACCAAUUUCAAACUUAACGACAUUAUCACUUGUCAUUAGAUUGAUGACUAUAUCUAGAUUAAAUUGCAGAUUGUUGUUAAGCCUACUUUUCCUGUAGAAAGUUGGAGAAGUACCUAUUUAUUAUUUUUGCAAUAAAAUAUAAACUCACUUAAAAAUAAGUAGGUAAAGCGAUUAUUGUCUACUUUUACAUUUUCGCUGGUCACUUGCUGCAGAGAAUGGUGAAAAAAGGUUAUAAUAGGAAAAAGGAUGAUGAUGGUUAUCAUUAUUUUGUUCAAAUGUAUAUAGUCCCGUUAUUGUCAAAACCAAGUUCAGAUGAUGGAAUCUAUGAGGAAUCCAGGGAACUCCUCAAAUCUUAUAGGCAUACAUAUAGCUAUUUUAGUAUUUUCAUCAACAAACCAAGCAUUUACAUCCAAAACAGUGCCAUUUCGUGAUUUGGAACUGCUGAUGAUGACCAGAAAGGGACUCGUUAACAACAAAAAUACUUCACUUUCAGCGAUUUGUCAGCGAUGUUUGUUAAGCAAGUAAGUUCUGAACGAACAUUUGUGUUAAGGUCUAGUUCUGAUGAUAGGUUCCAUGAGGUCCAACUCCUCAAAUGUUGAUGGCUAUAGAUCCAGACCUUGAAACGCACCCAAGCUUUUUUUAGUAACAUGACAAUUUGGCCAGACAUGAACGAGUCUUGCAGAAUAAUGCAUCACAAAUCAGUAAUCACUAGUAAGAAAAACUAAAAAUGGAAAAAUUAAUUGUAUUUAAAAAAAAACCGACCAAGAGCAUGUCGGGCCACGCUCAGUGUAGGGUUCCGUAGUUACUCUUCCGUCACAAUAAGCUAAACUGGAGCUUAAAGUAUAGUAAAUUGUUAACCAAGGGAUGAAACGGUACCUUUCACCCGAGUUAAACAAAUAGGCAAAUUUGCAUAAUCAGUACCUAAUUAAAGUAAGUCUUUUUACUAUGAAGGGAAAACUUUUUGCGAUAACUCAAAAACAGCUAAACUGAUCAUGUCCGCUAUAGUUUUCAUUUAAUGUCUUUCUUAAGCUCUACUUCCACGAUUUUUUUCAUAUUUUGUGGACCUAUGGUUCAAAAGUUAAAGGGGGGGGGACACAUUUUUUUUCUUUCGGAGCGAUUAUCUCCGAAUAUAUUCACUUUAUCAAAAAAUGUUUCUUGAAAACCCCUAUUACUUCAAAAUUAAAAAAAGAAAGACCUUUCCAACGAUACCCCACAAUCUAGGGUUGAAGCGAAAAAAAAAUUUCACCCCCACUUUACGUGUAGGGGAGGUACCCUAAAAAAAAUUAAAUUUUUAGAUUUUAUUGUACGACUGUGUCGGCUUUAUUGAUUUAUAUAUCCAUGCCAAAUUUCAGCUUUCUAGCACUAACGACCACGGAGCAAAGCCUCGGACAGACAGACGGACAUGGCGAAACUAUAAGGGUUCCGUUUUAUGCCAUUUGGCUAGUAAAGUACUUGGAAAGUAAAAUGUCAUGGAACAGAAACGUUUCACUUUCAGCUCGUUUCAUAGAAUAAACGAUUACCCAGGUUUAGAGCAAUUAAAUAAAUUUUACACUGAGUUACGUAAACGUAUGAUACGUCUACCUACGUUUUCAUAACUGAGUGAAAGAUUUUUAAGGACAUACGUAUAGGAUGAAAUCUCCAUAUACCAAAAAGUGUCAUCAAAAAAACCUUACAUAAGUGGCGCUACAAUACCUACAGUACUUUAACAAAAAAAUCAAAUCAUAGACAGCGCACUUCACUCCGUCAAUAACGCCUAGGUUCUUAGCUACUCUAGCGCUACUCUGGAGAGAUUUGGAACUAUUAUUUAUAGCUGACAGCUGGACACUUUUUCAACAGUUCUACUAGAACGUAGUGUUUAUAUGCUCCUUGAGUUCUACCAUAAGAGAUUUCACUCCUAUAGACAUACGGAGUGGCUGCGCUUAUUAAAUGGGGAACUCCAUCUCUUUCCAGCAAAUUGUUUAAAAAUCUGAAGAAAAUAAAAACCGCCAACAAAAUAAAAAUUGGUUCUUACCUAUAUGGUACUUACCUAUAAUAAUUAUUCACGUCAAAUUGACAUAUUGUCAUUAAGCAAAAUAAAUAUUAAAGGAGCUAAUUCCUAGGCAUGAUUAUAUUCGUUUUCUAUUAUUAAUAUUUAGUGACAGGAUGUUUUACGUGGAUACCCAAAGGACAACCACGCGGCGGGACAGCUCACUCAUAACUACCGCUAGAACUUCUCCAGACCGAGAUUCCCUAUUGACCAUCCGUGGACACUCUAGCGCACAUCUUGGCAGCGACCAUGGCAAUCUCGCCACAACCGUUCGUCCAAAGGGCUCCGUACAGAAGGAACUAGUAACUUUACUCUUUGAGUCGAUGCUUAAACAUAUUGUAGAAUCUUGGGAGGUUAUUGAACCGGAAAAACUUAACUCGGAAAUAGAAAAGACGUUUAGUGAAGUCACUCUUUUCUCUGCUAAAAAGAAAGGAAAAGAACAACCAGCAAAAGUGGCCAAAUCUAAAAUCAACAGGUCGAAGUCGGGUUCGGUUCCGAUAGAGCCAGUAGCGUUCGUACCGUGGUGGUCAGGGCCGGACGAGCGUGCUGUCAUACGCUUCAAAAACGGAAACCUGUACGAAGGCAACAUUUCUAUGAAGUGCAUGCAUGGUGAUGGGCGUUUCCAGUGGGCCGACGGCACAGUUUACUUGGGUCAGUUCAAAAACAACGAAAUGGUCGGUAAAGGAUUUAUCCAGUGGAAAAACGACACGUGGUACGAGGGCGAGUUCGCGUGUAACCUGCGGCACGGGCGCGGAUUGUACGUGGACUCCCGCUCGCAGGGCUUCUACGUGGGCGGCUGGCACCUGGGCACCAAGCACGGCAUCGGCGCCAUUCACUACCCGGGCCGUCGCACUAACUCGUACGACGGGCAGUGGGAUCAUAAUGUAAGACAUGGAGUUGGAUCACGCGAAUACUGCCUUGAUAGUGGCUACCAAGGAGAUUGGGACGCUUACACGAGAGAGGGGAAAGGUUUGAUGUUAUGGCCUAACCAUGAUUUCUAUAGCGGUGAUUGGAGAAACAACGUUAUGAGUGGUUUCGGUAUUUACAUCUGGAAUAUGUACUGCAACAACUCGAUGUCUAUGCCGUCGAUUAAUAUCUAUCGUGGCGAAUGGUACAAGGGCAAACGCCAUGGCUACGGCGUCCUGAACUUCGGUUAUGGUCUGGGUUCACAUUACAAAGGCGAGUUUAAAGAUAACUUAAAGCAUGGAACCGGUAAAUUAGUCACCAAUACUGGUCAGAUCUUUCGACAUAAAGCGUUGUUUAUUGAUGAUAACCUCGGGCCCCAUGAGGCCGAAAAUGAAUGCGAACAGCACUGCUGCGCCCAAACACUUCGGAGUCCUCAUCCUAAAUUACCUCAAGUCCAGAAAACGAUUGAAUUUAACAUAAAUGACUCCAGCGUUGGUCUGAUUUAUCACGUUCAUCAGGCUUUAAAGAAUAUUGAUCGAGAAUCCGAAAUAAGAGCGGCUAUCAUCACUAACUUCAUGGAGAACAACAAAUAUUAUUUUGAAUUAUAUUGCAAUACAACUGUUAAACGCAAAGAUGAAACGCCAGAAGAAGCAAACUUGAAUAUCGAAGAUUUGAUAACUUUUGAGGAAACGUCUCUUCGCAAAGCUUUAAGAUGUUAUCAAACAGAACUAAGGAAAAUUUAUUUACAAUAUGCAAAGAUAUGUAAUACAGAAGAGAUAAGUUUUACUCCAAAUCUUAUCCGCUUGUAUCUUUGGCAGCUGUAUUUUGAUUGCAGGAUUCAUGAAAAAGGUUUAACGCUAGUCCAAAUAGAUAAUAUAUUCUUCAAUAACCCUGAAUGGAUCGCUCGAUCGCCCCACAACCCAUUUGAAAAAAUACACUUUUGGCAAUUUCAGCAUAGCCUUAUUACUGUUGCAAGCAAGUUGUACGCCCAAACAACAUUUCCAGGACCAAAACCAGAUACGAUUUUAGCUAGUGCGUUUAGAACGUUCAUGGAUAAAGAUGUUUUGCCAUGUUCAGAUUGCCAUAAAGGUCACCUUGUGAACGGCUCCGGCGUAUACGUGCCCCUGAAAGCCUUAUACGCGCUGUACCGCAGCCUGGGUGAGCCACACACUGUCCGCACGUUUCUGUGUGCGGCGCUACGCCCCCACCAUGACGUAGAGCACCCGCAGCCGCCUAUGGUCGAAGCGCCCGAUGAAUGCCUUCCGGUUGGACGCAACGGCUACGUUUUUGAAGAUGAUAUGAUAUUCACCCUUGAAGGAGAUAUAAAAAAUAUUACGGAUGCAGAUUCAAAUGGCAACACACAGCUAAAGCUUUUUAAUUUUGGCAACCUGUCCUGCAAAAUGAUUAUAAAAAUAUUUGGUAGAAUAUUUCCAAAUGUUUUUGAGAACAAUCACGUAUUGAAUUUGGAUGUUCAAAUAACGUUUUACGAGUUCCUUGAAGCGUUCAUCUCUUGUGCCGAGGAGAGCAUUCGGCUGAAAGAAGAACAGUUUAAAGACGCCGCCGCGCAAACUACCUUCAUUCCGUUCGAAAAGAUGUAAUUUAACCCAGAUGUAGAGGAUCUUCGUGAUGAGAGCAAAUGAUUUAAAGUCGGUUCAGAAAUGACGGAGUUAUGAAGUAACAAACAUUAAAAACAAGAACAUACACACCGAAUUGAUAACAAAGGAGGAGCCUUUUGAAAUCUUGAAGUCGAGUCUAAGACAACAGGAAACACCUAAAAUUUUAAAUAAUUCCUAAUUUUUGUACUAUAUUGUACCCACUAGUGACCCGCCCCUUCUUUGCACGGGUUAUAGUACACAAAACCUUUAAAAAAAUACUUACACCCAAACCUACCUCAAGAAUCACUCUAUUGACUGAAAACCGCAUGAAAUUCCGUAACCAAAUUUUGGGUGUAAGUUGGUAUGGAGAAUCAAUAAACGAUGAACCGAUUUAGAUGAAAUUUGAUAUUGAUAUAGUUUGAGUUGUGGGAAAGGCAUAAUAUAUAAUCGUUUUCAUCCCCGAAGUCAUCCUGUAAGGGUGUAAAUUGGGGGUGGAAGUUUAUAAAGGGAAUCAAUAUUCUCUUACGAUUUUUAUCAUUUAUCUUUUUGUAAGAAAUAAAUAAAGUUUAAGCAUUUUUAACUAAGGUAGUCAUUCUUUUAGGGGGUGAAAAGAGGGUAGAAGUUUGAAUGGGGAAUCAAUAAAAAGCAGAUUGCAGAAAAAGUAAGCUACUCAAUUUACAAAUUCCACGCAAG
Molecule: messenger RNA, 7697 nt
Organism: Cydia pomonella (codling moth)
Lineage: Eukaryota; Metazoa; Arthropoda; Insecta; Lepidoptera; Tortricidae
Product: radial spoke head 10 homolog B-like
Exons: 11
Coding region: 4620-7007 (795 amino acids)
Source: RefSeq, a predicted model, not a curated record